Drosophila novamexicana is the source of this 846-nucleotide messenger RNA. It is a transcript of the gene Cpr78Ca, whose product is annotated as pupal cuticle protein Edg-78E. Gene Ontology annotation, molecular function: structural constituent of chitin-based larval cuticle. The transcript is spliced from 2 exons. The coding region runs from base 311 to 706 and encodes 131 amino acids. Lineage: Eukaryota; Metazoa; Arthropoda; Insecta; Diptera; Drosophilidae. Gene Ontology annotation, cellular component: chitin-based extracellular matrix. The record is from RefSeq and is a predicted model, not a curated record.
GUCAACAUUUUGAAAAUGUGUGCAGCGCAGUUUGGAGAGUUUGAUAUUAAUUUUAAUGAACCGCCCGCUAACAAUGUGUUAGAACUGAGUUUUCAAGUUCCGGUGAGCUCGGCAAGAGAGAGAAUCGCUUAAUUUGAAUAUUGAAAGCUUCUUUUUGCAUUUGCCAAAUGCUAUUUUGACAGUUCCAAAUUAACCUGCGAGCCCAACAGAUCGCGUCGCACUCGCUGCAGCCUUCAAGAUCAGCGCAUCGAGAUCAACGCCCCAGCCAGUCAGACACAUAUAUAUAUAUAUAGGGUAUAUAGAGUGCACGAUGUAUUCGCUUCAUCAGAGUCGGAGUCGCAUGUCUUCCAAGCUCCAGCUGCUGCUGCUCUCGCUGCUGCUGCUGCUGCCAAUGGGAAGCGCGAACCCUGCCGCGCCGGCUGACACCAUUUACUAUCGCAAUCAGCCGCCCGAUGCGGCCGGACACUAUGAUUUCGAGUUCCAGACCUCGAAUGGCAUCACCACAAAGGCGGCGGGCAACGAGAAUGGCGCCGUGGGCGUCGUACAGUAUGUAUCCUUGGAGGGUCUGCCCGUUACCUUCACCUAUGUGGCCGAUGCCAAUGGCUAUCAGCCCAGCGGCGACCAUGCCCCAAAGCAUCUGGGCCGCCAGCUGGAGUACAUACGCACGCAUCCGGCGGUGGAUGAGGCACAAUCGAGGAGUUUGUAAAGCUCACUAUGAGUUCUUGAAUGUUCAUGUUCAAAUAUAUGCGUGUAUAUAAAUAGCUAAAUUGUCAAUUAAAUGCCUGUCGACAUUUGGGCUAAGCAGCCAUUAUUUUUUAAUAUUUUUGUAACAGUACAAUUUAAAUG